Phyllotreta striolata is the source of this 611-nucleotide messenger RNA. The record is from the annotation of a GenBank genome assembly. Lineage: Eukaryota; Metazoa; Arthropoda; Insecta; Coleoptera; Chrysomelidae.
AGAAAAAGAAGAAUUUAUAAGGUUAUGGUAUUUUCAUUUAUAACAGACGCCGACCUAACGUUAUUAAUAUUUUUUAAACAGAUACUGAUAAUUUCUCAACUAAAAUGAAACUAGUAAGGUUUCUGAUGAAGUUGAGCCAUGAAACGGUCACAAUGGAGCUCAAAAACGGUACACAAGUACACGGCACGAUCACAGGCGUAGACGUAGCGAUGAAUACGCAUUUAAAAGCCGUUAAGGUAACUGUCAAGAACCGAAAUCCAGUCACAUUAGAUACACUCACAGUCAGAGGCAACAACAUAAGAUAUUACAUCCUACCAGACAGUCUGCCCUUAGAGACUCUCCUCAUCGACGACACUCCCAAAGCCAAAGCGAAAAAGAAGGAGUCCGCAAGAGGCGCCGCCAGAGGUAGAGGAAGAGGCAGAGGCCGCGGUGGCCCCCGAGGCAGGGGCAGAGGAAGAGGACGCAGAUAGAUUAUCUACUAACUAUUUUGUAUUUUUUUUUUCUAAGAACUCUAGAAGUAACGUUUAAUUUUCUUUCCGAUCAAGUUUGCCGUACGUUGUACGAUGUCUUGUAUCCUUCAGGUAUUUGAUUAAUAAAAGUGUCACUCGAUA